AUGUCCUCCUUGGUGUCAAUCAGCAAAAAGCUGUCCGGUCAGCGGCAGCAUCGUGAGCGAUCGCAACCGGAAGCUCGUCGAAAGUAUGGAGAGCUCGAAAAGAAGAAGGAUUACAAGCUAAGAGCCGAGGAUUAUCAAAAGAAACGCGAUACGAUCAAAAAGUUGAAAAAAUCGGCGAUGGACAAGAAUCAGGACGAGUAUCAUCAUCAUAUGGUCAACAGUGAGACCUGGGACGACGGUCGCCACUUCGACAAGAAGAAUGCGGCUGAAGAGGCUGAAACUCAGCUUCAGAAGAAGUUGGGAAGUCUCAAAGACUUGGAAUAUGUGAAAUUUAAAUUAAACGAGGAGAAGAAGAAAAUCGAUGAAAUGAAAGGAGAACUCCAUUUCGCGGAUCCAACGUUAAGCGGCAAGAAGAAUACGCACACCGUCUUCGUGGACGACGAUUCUGAAGCCAAAUCCUUCGAUCCACGUGUCUACUUCGACACCACGACGUCUAUGCUGUCCAGACAGUUUAAUCGAGUGAAAAAUGACGAUUUGCAGAAUAAGACCAUCGUUGGAGCCGGCUCAAAAGAGCAAGUUCGAAAAGCCGACCGUAUCCGUCGCACUCGCUACAACGAACUGAUGAAGCGAACCGAGCGAGCUCGUGAGCUCCAAAUCGUCGUUGAUAAGCUGGAAUUGAAGAAACACCUGGCAGCGGGAUCGACAUCCGAGUUGAAGCCCAAAAAAAUCAAAAAGGCCAAGGAAAUGCGAGCGGCCGUUUAUCAGUGGACCUAUGAGAGGAAGAAAUAG
Messenger RNA from Caenorhabditis briggsae, 789 nucleotides. Gene Ontology annotation, biological process: rRNA processing. NCBI's taxonomy places the organism in Eukaryota, Metazoa, Nematoda, Chromadorea, Rhabditida, Rhabditidae. The record is from RefSeq and is a predicted model, not a curated record. Gene Ontology annotation, cellular component: nucleolus; small-subunit processome. Bases 1 to 789 code for a protein of 262 amino acids. The transcript has 3 exons.